UCAAGCACUGCGAAAGCCCAAAUUGAGAAACCUCGCUUGCUCGCCAAUCCCUCUCGAAUCCUUGUAUCCGCUCUUACGCGCGGAGAGAGAGACAGACAGAAGAAGAAGACGACGAGGACGAAGAAGAAGAAGAAGGGUUAGGGUUAGGGUUUUCCCACCAAUUGGGCAGAAUUCUGAUCGGAGACGAACCAACAGGAUGUGGCACGAGGCGAGGCGAUCGGAGCGGAAGGUCCACGACAUGAUGGACGCGGCGCGGAAGCGAGCCCAGAGGCGAGCCAUCUUCCUCGCCAAGCGCCGCGGCGAUCCCCAGCAGUCCAUCCAGCUCGUCGGAACUCGUUGUCGUUUGUACCGCGACGACGGUCUCUACCAUGCCACCGAGGACCAGCAAGGCCUGAUUCCUUGGAAUGGGAAACAAGAUGUUUUAAUUGACAGAUUUGAUGGGCGCGCUCUUCUUGAUUUCAUUCGGGAACCUGGGUCUCGACAUUUCCGGGCCCAAGAAAAGUCUGAAGAAGAGGAAGAAUUAGAAGAGUUUGUUAAUUUUGAGCGUUAUCGGGAUUUAAUUAAGCAUCGGCGUAGAGGAUUUACUGAUGAGGAGGGUUUGCAACAUGUGGAUCAAGAACUGGAGGCAAAGGUUACUGCUUCAUUUGCACCACAGAGAUCUCAAGUGGCACAACCUCCUGCAACCAAAGGUUCUUAUUCACAGGUUGGAUUCUCCUAUGAAGGGGAUGGAAAAGAGGAAACUCAUGUUUCAGACCAUGACGAUAUUGAUGAAGAUGACGAUGAUGAUGAUAACGAUGACGAAGAUGAUGAUGAUUUCAAUAGUGAUGAUAGUAAUGAUGAAGGGAUGGAUAAAAUAGCGAAGGAGUUUGGAGUACAAAGGUAUGGUUGGCUUGUUUACAUGGACAAGAAAGCUAAGGAGGAAGAGAAAAGGCAGAAAGAGGUGAUCAAAGGUGAUCCUGCAAUUAGGAAGCUUAGUCGCAAGGAGAGAAGGAAAGUUUCUCAGAUAGAAAGGGAGAGAGAAAGGGAAGCUGCACGGAUGACUGGAAGUCGUGUCCUCCAUCAUGAUCCCUACCGUGAAACAAGGCGAAGUCCAACAUAUGAAGCCUAUCCUCGUUCAAGAAGAUCAAGAUCAAGAUCAUACUCACCAUCAUACUCUAGGCGUUAUCCUCGUGGUCGGCAUUCUGAUGAUAUUCAUCGAAGCAAACCAGUGACUCCUAAGAUAGAAUACAUUACUGAAUUUGGUGGCUCUGGCGCUGGUGCGAGUGAAACAAGGCUUGAAGGAUUUUCUCCACCAUCUUCUCCUCCAUCACAGACUGAUGUGUUAAACCGGCCAUCAUCCGGUCACAUACUUGAGGCACUGCAUGUUGACCCUGCAUCUGGUGUAUCUUUAAAUAAGGACAAGGGCACUAAAGUGCUGAAACCGUCAGUAAGCACAUCCUCAGCAUUAGCAAAGUUAACUAAGGCAAGUACUUCUGGGGGCUCACUGAAACAGCCAGAGGGGGAGAAAAAAGAAACUCCUCAGGAAAGACUUAAGAGGAUCAUGAGCAGGCAGCUAAAUAAGCAAAUUAAGAAAGAUACAGCCGCAGAAAUGGCUAAAAAACGAGAGCAGGAGCGCCAGAGGUUAAAAAAACUUGCAGAAACAAACCGAGUAAGUCGAUAUAGGCAUCGUAGUCGUAGCAGGAGCUACAGCCGUUCCCCUCCAAGAAGGUACAGGCGAAGUAGAAGCCCCAGUAGAAGCAGGGGUUCCCGAAAAUAUAAUUCGCGUUCCCGAUCUCGUUCACUGUCGCGCUCUCCCUCUCGCUCCUGUACACAGACUCAGUCUCGUUCUCGUUCCCGCUCUUACUCCCGUUCACCAAGAAGGGUAAGAAGUCGAUCGAGAUACUAGUAAUCUUAAAGAUUAUGACGCCAAUCAAGGUUCUUUCAUGUGUUUCAAGUCCUUUUAUACUAUAAAAAUGUAGCAGUGAAUCAAUCAGCAUAUGCCUGAGAUUAGUGUUGUUUUUUGUUUUUAUAGAUAUAUAUAUUUUUAU
Messenger RNA from Morus notabilis, 2027 nucleotides. RefSeq names its product CLK4-associating serine/arginine rich protein. NCBI's taxonomy places the organism in Eukaryota, Viridiplantae, Streptophyta, Magnoliopsida, Rosales, Moraceae. The transcript has 13 exons. The coding region runs from base 197 to 1885 and encodes 562 amino acids. The record is from RefSeq and is a predicted model, not a curated record.